Molecule: messenger RNA, 1161 nt
Organism: Perkinsus marinus ATCC 50983
Lineage: Eukaryota; Perkinsozoa; Perkinsida; Perkinsidae
Exons: 1
Source: RefSeq, a predicted model, not a curated record
AUGACUAUGGGAUUCAAGCUGUCAUCCUUUUAUUGGGCCUACUCGAUCCACUCUCUCCUCUCGACAGCUAUUCCCGAAGCGUACUGCACGGACGGGCCAACCCACAUCUUGACCUUUGUCGACGACAUCUUGGCGUGGUCACGGUUCAUGGACGAAUGUGUUCACCUGAAGAGCGUCUUAGUAUAUAUCCUGGAGAGGGUUAAUGCCAAGGCACCAAUAGCCAAGCGCAAAGGCCCAGCUCGAAAGAUCGACUACUUAGGGCUGACUCUAGUUCAAGGAGGCUAUAGGGUAUCCGACUCUACCCUGGAAACACUCCGUACGAAUCUGGAGUCCAAACCACUCAAUCUCAGAGGUCUUCGUACGAAACUCGGACUCCUACAAUUCUGUCGCUCCCUAUGGAGACCUGAACGCAAUCGUGCCGACAAGACUCUCAGCCAUCUCACGGCACCGUUCACCUCUUUAGUCGGCUCGAUGGUCGCGGCCAAGUCCAAAAAGACUGCGAGUUUACAUUGGACGGCGGGCCUCGAGAAGGCAUGGAAGGCCAUCGGCGACAAUAUGGGUGAUGCAUUCGUGCCCUUUCAUUCCCAGCUUGAUAACUGGGAUGGAAUGCAACUCGUCCUCAUGAGUGACGCGUCGCCUGAGGCCGGUGCAGCCUGUCUAUGGCGUCUGUCGAGAGACAAGUUCGCGUGUAACGCGGAUCAAAUAUCAGCCGACUGGUUGGCUGAUAAUGCCCAACUCAUCGGUGUAUGGACCCACAAAUGGUCCACAUACGAGAAGGCCUACGACAUCGCCGAUCGUGAGUUAUAUGCCAUAUGUCACGCUCUGUCUCACUGGCGUCAACUCAUCCUUUCCUUCCUCAACUUCCAUAAGCUCCACUCCUCGGACAAACACCAUGGUCUCGGACGGGUCACAGUUUUCAUGGACUCCACUAGUGCUCUGGGCAAGAUCGAGGGUCGUCUCAACUCCUCUACCUACCAGCCUACUACUCGACAGACUAAACGGUGGCUCUCAUGGCUGGCAGACCUGCUGGAGUACGAUGAGGCUGAUCUAACCUACCGCCAUGCGAAAGGGAAGGAUAACUCUUUCAGCGAUCUCCUGAGUCGUCUUGCUCAAGGGGGACAGCGGUAUGUCCCUGAGGGUGGUGGCGAAGCGUUUGUCUUG